This is a messenger RNA of Parnassius apollo (apollo), 1521 nucleotides long. Lineage: Eukaryota; Metazoa; Arthropoda; Insecta; Lepidoptera; Papilionidae. The record is from the annotation of a GenBank genome assembly.
AUGUUAUUUGAAAGUGAAGCGUUCAAGGUCCUGUUAGUUUUUCCUUUUCCUUCUCGAAGUCACAGCAUUCUGGGAGAAGGAUACGUCAGACAUCUGCUGAACGCUGGACAUGAGGUUACCUACAUAUCACCAUAUCCUAUGGAUAAUUCGAAUCCGAAUCUGCGACAGAUAAGUGUGGCGGACAACUUGAAUGCUUUUAAUGCCGAGCGCCUAAGCGUACAAACUCUAAUCAAUAAGGUGAUAAGCGUGGAAGAAGAAUUACACUUUCAUAAUAUUGUAAUGAAUGUUACAAGAUCGACAUUGGAAAAUCCUGCGGUACUAAAACUGGUCAACGAUUUUUCGGAACAGUUUGAUGUUGUUGUAUCUGAAUGGAUGUUCAAUGAAGUUUUCAGUGGUUUCGCAGCAGUAUUCAAUUGCCCGUACAUUUGGUCUUUACCCUUCGAACCCAACUUCGUGGCGUUAAGUUUGAUCGACGAAGCAACUAAUCCAGCGUACACGGCAAACAUACAGUUAAACGAUGUACCGCCGUUUACGUUUAUUCAGCGAGCAUCUUCUCUAUCGUUUCAAAUUAUGACAACAAUAAAGAAUAGGCUUUUCUAUUAUAACAAUGAGGAAAGUUGUUACCAAAACAAUUUUGAGCCAAUUGUAGCGAAACGGGGCAGAACUCUGCCCUCUUACUAUGAACUCGGACAUAAUGCUUCAUUUAUGUUGGGAUAUUCACACGUGUCUCUUGGUCAAGCGAUUAGGCUACCACAGAACUAUAAACCAAUUGCGGGAUUUAACAUAGAUGGAGAGGUUGAACCUUUAUCCGAGGAUUUAAAAGUUGUAGUGGAUAACGCUAAGAAUGGAGUUAUAUUCUUUAGUCUGGGGUCUAAUAUGAAAAGUAAAGAUUUGUCGGAUGAAGUUAAGCAAAUUCUAUUAAAAGUGUUUAGUGAAUUAAAGCAGGUCGUUGUAUGGAAAUUUGAAGAAGAAUUACCGAAUAAACCCCAAAAUGUGCAUAUUUUUAAGUGGGCUCCACAACAGAGCAUUCUUGCUCAUCCAAAUUGUGUUCUAUUUAUAACACACGGUGGAUUGCUUUCUAUUACUGAAGCUGUUCACUUUGGAGUUCCGUUUAUAGGAAUUCCCUUUUAUUUUGAUCAACAUUUCAAUGUUGGUAAUUCUGUAAGCAGAGGUAUAGCUAAGAAAGUUACUUUCACCGAAAAUGUAGCUGAAAACAUAAAGGAGGCAAUCCAAGAUAUACUUAACAAUCCGAAAUAUCAUCAAAGGAUGAAAGAGAUAUCAUUUACCUACCAUAAUCGUCCAAUAUCACCGGGAAAGGAACUGGUAUUCUGGGUUGAACACACGGUGUAUUCUGGUGGAGCGCCAUUAUAUCGAUCUCCCGCAAUUCAUAUGCCUUGGUUCCAAAAAAUGUACUUAGAUCUAUUUGCGCUGUUAGUUGCUAUUAUAUGCUCUAUAAUAUAUCUAAUAAGAUUGAUAUGUGUUUCAAAGCAUAAGAUCCAAAUCAAGAAGAAGACUUCUUAG